AGCGCGCAGGCGCCUUGAAGGAGAUAUUUCAUGUGUUGUACGCACGUCGUGUCCGGUGGAGGUCAUAGACAUCUGAGCGACACUGAGAUUGCUGUGAUGGCCAAGCUGUUUGAGUCUAUUGGGAAGUUGGGGUUGGCCCUCGCCGUUGGUGGAGGUGUUGUGAACUCUGCGCUUUACAAUGUUGAUGCAGGGCACCGGGCUGUGAUAUUUGACAGGUUCAGAGGAGUGCAAGAUAUUGUUGUGGGUGAAGGGACCCACUUCCUCAUUCCCUGGGUUCAGAAACCUAUCAUCUUUGAUUGCCGCUCCCGUCCACGCAACGUGCCUGUCAUCACAGGCAGCAAAGAUCUGCAGAAUGUAAACAUCACAUUGCGUAUCCUCUUCCGGCCGGUAACCAACCAGCUGCCACGCAUCUUCACUAGUAUUGGUGAGGACUAUGAUGAGAGGGUGCUGCCAUCAAUCACCACAGAGGUCUUGAAGGCUGUAGUGGCUCGAUUUGAUGCUGGUGAGCUCAUCACCCAGAGAGAGCUUGUGUCUCGGCAGGUCAGUGAGGACCUAACAGAAAGAGCCUCCACCUUCGGUCUCAUCUUGGAUGAUGUUUCACUGACACACUUGACCUUUGGCAAAGAAUUCACAGAGGCUGUUGAGAUGAAGCAGGUGGCCCAGCAGGAGGCUGAGAGGGCCCGUUUCAUUGUAGAAAAGGCAGAGCAACAGAAGCAGGCGGCGAUCAUUUCAGCCGAGGGAGAUUCCCAGGCUGCCUUGCUCAUUGCCAACUCCCUGAUGGAGGCUGGUGAUGGUCUGGUAGAGCUACGUAAGCUUGAGGCAGCCGAGGAUAUCGCUUUUCAGCUCUCCCGCUCCCGCAACGUCACUUACCUGCCCUCAGGACAGGGCACAUUGCUCCAGUUGCCCCAGUGAUAACAUCUCACCUCAUGUCUACCCCACUUACUGUCACUAGCCCAUUACAAGGGCCAUGGAAGGGGUGGUUGGAGGAUUCAAUAAAGGACUCCCAGCUUCA
This is a messenger RNA of Micropterus salmoides (largemouth bass), 1012 nucleotides long. It is a transcript of the gene phb1, whose product is annotated as prohibitin. The record is from RefSeq and is a predicted model, not a curated record. Lineage: Eukaryota; Metazoa; Chordata; Actinopteri; Centrarchiformes; Centrarchidae. The transcript has 7 exons. The coding region runs from base 31 to 912 and encodes 293 amino acids. Gene Ontology annotation, biological process: mitochondrion organization. Gene Ontology annotation, cellular component: membrane; mitochondrion.